AAAUGCUACUUACUUCUUUCUACAGAUUCUGGUGACUUGAUGUUAAGAAUUUACAGAGCUGAGUCAUAUGCUGGCCUCCGAGAGUAUAAAGCAGCCAUAGAAGAUCUAAAUUUUGUUAUUUCUAAAAUGCCAAAUUGGCCAGAGGUCUACUUCCAAAAAGGAAAAGUGCUGCGUGAAUCUGGCUUUGUAGCUGAUGCCUUACAAUUAUUUCUACAAUGCUUAGCCCUUGAUGAGGAUUUUCUUCCAGCCAAGCUAGAAGUAGAGAAGACUUUGCGUGAUGUGCUGUCACCAGAAAAUUUAGGAGAGCGCCUGAAGGAAUCUGCUUGGAAUUCACCACAUGUUCGAAAUAAACCUUUUAUACUUGGUUCCGAAAUGACUGAGUCUUGCUGCAAUUUACAACUUUGUCGUGAGCAGAGUUUAGGAGAAUCAGCAAUACUGCAGCCUAUCAGUGGAAGCCUAAAUCGUGCACAAUCUGCCCAUGCUCUUAACUCAGCAAAAGACCUUUCCAGAGAAGAUGGUUUAAAGAGAGUGUCUUCUGAACCCUUUCUCUGUGGUCAAGAAAAAGGUGCUUUGUUGAAAAGAAAGCUUUCCUUUUCAGAGCAAGAUACAGUUGUAUUUGAAGAUGGAAGAAAUAAACACAAAAAGCAAGGAGAAAACACAAAAAGGGACACAACACUGGCUUAUGGAGCCAUUCCAGGAAAUUUGAUUGAUGUGUCAGAUUUUGAGUGCUCUUUGUGCAUGAGGCUGUUCUUUGAGCCAGUGACAACCCCUUGUGGACAUACCUUUUGCAAAGGCUGCUUGGAACGGUGUUUAGACCAUGCUCCGCAGUGUCCCCUCUGCAAGGAGAGUUUGAAGGAGUACUUGGCAAGCAGGAGAUACUGUAUCACAGAACUGCUAGAAGAAUUAAUAAUGAAAUACCUGUCUGAUGAGUUAUGCGAGAGAAAAAGAAUUCAUGAGGAAGAAACUGCUGAGCACUCAAACUUGACCAAGAAUGUUCCAAUGUUUGUUUGCACUAUGGCAUAUCCUACUGUGCCUUGCCCUCUACAUGUGUUUGAGCCACGAUACCGGCUGAUGAUUCGCAGGAGUAUGGAAACUGGGACUAAGCAGUUUGGGAUGUGCAUAAGUGAUUCUCAGAAUGGUUUUGCAGAUUACGGGUGUAUGCUGCAAAUUAGGCAUGUUCAUUUUCUACCUGAUGGACGAUCCGUUGUUGAUACAGUUGGUGGAAAGAGAUUUAGAGUUUUACGAAGAGGGAUGAAAGAUGGUUAUUGCACUGCAGACAUUGAAUAUUUGGAAGAUGUUAAGGUUGCUAAUGAAGAAGAGCUAAAGAAACUGAGAGAACUUCACAAUUUUGUUUACAAUCAGGCUUGUAGUUGGUUCCAAAACUUAAGAAACAAAUUCCGCACUCAAAUUCUUCAACAUUUUGGGCCAAUGCCUGAUAGGGAAGAAAAUAUACAGGCAAUGCCCAAUGGUCCUGCUUGGUGUUGGUGGCUUCUAGCUGUUCUCCCGGUAGAUCCCAGAUACCAGCUCUCAGUUCUCUCUAUGAUGUCUUUAAAAGACCGUCUGAUAAAAAUCCAGCAUAUACUCACGUAUUUUUCUAGAGACCAGUCCAAAUGAUUAACCGCCCGAGUCUUCCUGAGAAGCUCUUCUCUUCUGGUUGUAGUAGCAGCUGGAAUUUUUGCUGCCUUUGCACAUCUAGCGCUGGUUUGAGGCGUGUAACAUGGAUCUGCUUCUCCCUUGCCCCCAACUUCCUGAACCACUUGGUUCCCUGAAUGCACUUCAACUACGAGAGGAGACCACUGAGAAUUGCACAAAGUCAAUCCAGCCAGAUAUGUUUUUCACAUUAUCUAUGUUACAAUUUGCACUAUGUAGAAGAAAACAUUUUGAGACUUGAUGAUUUUAGCCACUGACUUUUUAAAGCUGUGGGAAGUGCAGGACUUAAGGCUGACAGCCCAAGUUUACAACACUGAAGAGGUAUUAAAGGUUUUGCAAAUAACUUUGCCUCGUACAAUUGUUCUGUUGCUAUUUGCACAAUUGAAACAUAGUAUUGAAUGUCACUGUUGGAUAUUACUGCUCAUGUUGAAUUGUAUUGACCAUGAAGAUGGCACAGGUUUUUUAAGUUAUCUUGUAAAUGUAUGUUAUCACAAAGCAGGUGACACUUUAAACUGUGUGCUGAACUGAGAGCCAAUUGUAAGGAACAGAUGCAAAAAAAAAAAAAACAAACACAAAAAAAGGAACUUCUGUC
Messenger RNA from Tinamus guttatus (white-throated tinamou), 2242 nucleotides. Lineage: Eukaryota; Metazoa; Chordata; Aves; Tinamiformes; Tinamidae. The record is from RefSeq and is a predicted model, not a curated record.